Molecule: messenger RNA, 690 nt
Organism: Cylindrotheca closterium
Lineage: Eukaryota; Bacillariophyta; Bacillariophyceae; Bacillariales; Bacillariaceae
Source: the annotation of a GenBank genome assembly
AUGCCCCCAACGUCGACUGGCACAUUUCAACCACUCCGUCAUCGGAGUGGUACGAUGAGGGAGAGACUUCAUGCGUACACGAAGAGAACUUUGGGAGCUGGAGGUAGUUACAAUGAUGCGGUUGCCCUGCCGCCCGGUGAAUCUUGUGCUGCAUGGGUGGCUGUUCAUGCCGUUGAUUUCUACAAUGAUGUUAGCACAAUAUGGGCCGUCAUGUCCUCGGACCCAUACCUGAAUUCUUUUAGGCCAGGUGAAGGCUUUCCGUCUGGUGUGGAAUAUAGAUGGUCGGAUGGCCCCGGAGAAGCCCUAUCGGUAUCAGCGCCAGUAUAUAUUGAAAAAGUCCUAGGAUGGAUUGCUGAUCAAAUCAACGAUGAAACAAGAUUCCCUGAUGACGAUGAUGAAACUGAAGCAUUGCGCGUGUUUCAAACCCCUCAAUUUGCUGCACUUUGCGGUCAGAUAUUCAGAAGGCUAUUUCGGGUAUACGGGAUCAUCUAUUCUAGUUUCUUUGGGACUUUGGAGGCGCUAGAUAUGGCCCCCCAUUUGAACUCAUGUUUCAAGCAUUUUAUGUUCUUCUGUACUGAAUUUGGUCUCCUCCCUGAGCGCGAGGUGGAACCUCUUGAAGUUUUGGUCAAACCUAUUCGAAAAAAGUAUUAUGCAGCGAAACAAGGAGGGGUGACAUCGUCUAGCAGGUAG